AUGAAAUAUUCAUCAACUUUUUUAUUAGCUACUUCAGCUUUAUUUAAUCUUAUUCAAGCUGCUCCAGCUCCAGCAGUUAUAACUGUUACUGCUUAUACUACUGUUAUAGUUGAUCAAUCAGGUGUUACUCAUACUCCAGAAAAUCAAAUUCAAAAUCAAGCUCAAACUCAAGGAGUAGAAGAACCAGAUACUACAAUUUCUUCAUUAGCCACUUUAGCUCCAAGUACAUCAGUAAUUCUUGGUGGUUUGACUACUUCUUUAACUUCAACAACACCUAUUUCAAUUGCAACUAACCCAACAACUUCUUCUUCACCAACAUCUACAUCAUCUUCAUCAUCAACAUCCACAUCUCAACCAACUGGAGGAUCAACUUUUUCAGGUGAAGGAACAUUUUAUACCCCAGGAUUAGGAGCAUGUGGAAGUUAUCAUGAUGAUUCAGAUUAUAUAAUAGCAAUAUCUCAUGAAUUAUAUGAUUCAAAAAAUAUUGGUAAUAAUCCAAAUAAUAAUCCAUUAUGUAAUAAAAAAAUAAGAGCUUAUUAUAAUGGAAAUUCUGUUGAUGUUACUGUUGUUGAUAGAUGUGAAGGUUGUGCUUAUAAUGAUUUAGAUUUUUCACCUACUGCUUUUUCAAAAUUAGCUGAUCAAAGUUUAGGUAGAAUUGAUAUUACUUGGGAAUGGUUAUAG
This is a messenger RNA of Lodderomyces pseudojiufengensis, 681 nucleotides long. RefSeq names its product Dag7p (gene DAG7). The transcript has a single exon. Lineage: Eukaryota; Fungi; Ascomycota; Pichiomycetes; Serinales; Debaryomycetaceae. The record is from RefSeq and is a predicted model, not a curated record. The coding region runs from base 1 to 681 and encodes 226 amino acids.